Messenger RNA from Anopheles coluzzii, 2040 nucleotides. RefSeq names its product transmembrane protein 138. The record is from RefSeq and is a predicted model, not a curated record. The coding region runs from base 82 to 570 and encodes 162 amino acids. Lineage: Eukaryota; Metazoa; Arthropoda; Insecta; Diptera; Culicidae. The transcript is spliced from 3 exons. Gene Ontology annotation, cellular component: cilium.
ACAGAAACGUCAUUUCAGUGUUGUUUUUAUUUGAAAAAAAAAAAUCGAACGCGAAAAUUGUACACAUCAAAACAUUGCACAAUGCUGAAGCUAUCGCUAAAACGAUUUGCCUCAGUUUUAUUCUUCCAAAUGCUCUUUCUCGUGGUGGAUUUGGGAAUAAACAGUUUUUCAUAUCUUGCCCGUGGUCAUCAUUCUGCAGUGAUUUUUCUGUUCAUCGCUCAGGAUGUCUGCUUAAUGUUAUCGUUCACGGCGUUCGUGUUCAGUCUGUACUCCACUUACGUGUACCAAGCAGGAAUGGCCAACCUGCUGUACGAGAAGUUCCGUACGCCGCUCCUCAUAAGCAUGACGUACUUUUUCCUCAGCAUCGCUCUUCACCUCUGGCAGGUAUUGGGCCACUCCAAUGAACCGUAUCAAUUCCAAUGGCCCAAAGCAUUGACCGCUUUAUUUAUAAUUCACCGACUGUUUUCGCCCAUCUAUUACUAUCUCUACAAGAAAUCAGCGCUAAAGAUGAGUGAUCCUCGAUUCUAUGAAAAUCUGGAUUGGAUUGCUUCGCAGCUGUCGAUUAAGUAAGUCUUCAAAGUGCAUGGAACCAUUCUACGAAGAGUUAGUUGCACUGGAUAUGCUAUGUUAAACCGUGUAUGUACACUAACUGCGUAAGAAAGCGUAGCUAUUCUUCUGACGAUUCGUUUAUAUGACAUAUGACUGUAACAAUUCUUUUGUUGCUACUCUUAUAAGACUGAGUUUCCACGAAUAACUACGCUAAUUUCCACACCGUUUUAUGUAAUCGUAAACAAACUAACCAAAGCACAAAUGAAUGAACUUCAGUAUCUCAAUACUUGUUCUACCCUUGUAAAGGGGGAACAGCGUAGACGUAAUUCGAGGCUACAACAGCGACGACUUAAUUUUAUUAAUUUACAUUCCUAGUCUAUAGUUCAGAUUACUAGUCAUCUAGUUCAGAUAACUUAACCAUAAAUGUAGUGUAUAAAUAUAUAAAUGUCUAAUUUAUUACACAUAUCAAAGAGUUCAAUCAAUAAACAGGUGAAAAAGUUAUAAAAGUGUUUGAAUUUUCUUAAUCUCGAUAGUUCAUUCUGAUGAAGAGUGUCGUAAUUGAGCAAAUCGUUGAGACAACCAUGUUCCAUUCCAAACAUGUUCGUGUUGUUAAAUAAGGUUCUACAGCUGUUAUGCGAGUUCUAAGAGUGUAAUUUGCAAAGCUAAUUAAAAUAUACAUUAAGCUUAAUGACUUCCCUCCAGUGCAAACUUGGCCAUUAGAUGUUUGUCUUUCUCUUUUAAUGAUUAACCCGACAUCCUAAGUAAUACGCUCUCUGGCCAUUCUUUCUGAAUAAAAACUCAACGCUUGAUCUUCCGUUGAAUGACUAACGCAGAAUGUAAAGAAAAAGAAGAACAAAAAGUUUGGCCAUGGUAGACAUAUGACUUGCACUAAAUUAGAGCAAAAAGCAUUACACUGUGUGUAAGAUUACUCAAAAACUCAUUUUUUUUCUUUCGACUGCUUAAAUUUGAAGUGAAUUACACACCAGAUCAAAUUUUCUCUUUAAGUUCAUGUUCUCAUAAGACAAUUAGGAAAAACGAAGAGCUUUUACCCUCAUUUUGUGACGAAUUUUAUUUCCAUUUCCGCAGCAUUUACGCAUUCAUUCACCCUCAACAUAUUAAUUAACAAACGGCAAUCUGAUAGUAUACAAACAUAUAGUAAAAUGUGUGGGGGGAGGGGGACGUAAAAUAAAAUGAACCAAAGAGCUACACGUAGGGAUGUAGAUGACUGAUUUUAUAGACGCUUUAACACCAUUAAUAACUAACGCGUAGUCCUGAAGGUGAAGGUAAAAACCCUGGAAUCAUGUUAGGGCAGCAACACAACCCCAGUACACACUAUUUGUUGACCAAAAGGGGAAAGCAUAGAGUUGCAGCUUUCCCUGAAAAGAACAUAAAUCCAUCCAGGAGCGUAACGGUAUGGUUGUUCGGUAUGCGUGCGUGCAAAUGUAUCUAUACGACGGGUGGCGGGGUGUAUGGGUGGGUGGUGGUGGUGGU